AUGACAGCCCUACCGAUUUUAAUAUUGAUGCCCUUCUUCUUGCUUCAACUAAGCCAAAGAUUGAUAAUAUUCCUGGAUGGUGAUCAAGGUGAUGAUUCUGAUGAUAAUGAUGAAGAUGGUGACAAAAGAUCCGAAAGCUCCAGCUCAGACACAAGAUCCUCUGAUGAACAAGUUGUUUAUCCUUUCGCUCUCUUGGAGCUCCAAGCAGAUGCUGAAAAUUUUAAUUCUAAAGUCGAUAAUGUCAAUACCUACUUCGAAUCACUUGACUCAAAAAUCGAUUUGGUGCUCAAACCUCUUUCCGAGAUCAAGGUUGCUACUCCCUUGGAGCAUGAAAGAGCCAAUCAAUUGGAUCUACACAUUUUUCUUCUGUUAAAGCAUACCCUCGAAGAAGCCGAUGAAAGAUACAAAGAAAAUCUAGACCAUCAUAUCUCCACUACCUCUACAAUGAUCAAGAUUUAG
Molecule: messenger RNA, 459 nt
Organism: Lactuca saligna
Lineage: Eukaryota; Viridiplantae; Streptophyta; Magnoliopsida; Asterales; Asteraceae
Source: the annotation of a GenBank genome assembly